Messenger RNA from Actinia tenebrosa (Australian red waratah sea anemone), 3413 nucleotides. Its product is annotated as sphingosine-1-phosphate phosphatase 2. Gene Ontology annotation, biological process: sphingosine metabolic process. NCBI's taxonomy places the organism in Eukaryota, Metazoa, Cnidaria, Anthozoa, Actiniaria, Actiniidae. The record is from RefSeq and is a predicted model, not a curated record. Gene Ontology annotation, molecular function: sphingosine-1-phosphate phosphatase activity. Gene Ontology annotation, cellular component: endoplasmic reticulum membrane.
GUGUGUACGCUAUGAAAACGUUAGUGUGGACGCAAAGCUAGCGCUUUUGAUGCGAUUUCUGAGACGAAAAAAAACGAUUUCCGUGGUAUACGUAUGGUCAACAAUGGAAGUUAGACGGCUUAUAGAUCGAUUGGGACUUGACGCUGUACGUCAGUGAUCGCGGUCUCUUUCUUGUUGUGAUAGCGCGGCGCAACAUGGCGGAUGAAGAGGAUCGGUACUCGGACGAUGAAUCCUGUGAAAAAGUCAGCGAUACUGAAGAAGAUGUAGAAGAAUAUGUAGUAGCUCCCAUAGAUAAGCUUGGAGUUGUUGGUAGAUGGAUUCGACAUCGUCUUUUAGCCUCGAUUCUCAUGGGAACGCCUCCGUUAGUCGCCAUUCAGAGGAUGCGCACUCCACUCCGUACCAAAAUAAUGAAGAUCAACAGCUUCUUUGGUACAGAAGAGUUCUAUACUCCACUUGUAUGCUUUCUCACAUGGAUAAUUGAUGCCAGAUUAGGAAGAUUGCUGUGUUUUCUGAUGGCCCUUGGCUUCUACGUAGCUGGCUUUGUCAAGAAUCUAUUGUGUUUACCAAGACCAUCCAAUCCUCCUAUUGUCCCAUUAGAAGGUGACUCUUUUGAAACCUGGGGCUUACCAAGUCAUCACGCAGUACUUGCCGUAUUGCUACCAUGGUACAUAUGGUUCUACUCUAUGCUGCACUUUAACCUCUCUCAAUGGGCAUUUAUCACCCUCUUUACUGUGAUUGUCAUGUGGUCUGUGUUUGUGAUGAUGAGCAGGUUAUAUCUUGGAGUCCAUAGUCCUGCAGACAUUGUUGUUGGUGGUAUCAUUGGUUGUAUUGUGUUGGCUAUCUGGAUGAAAACAGAUGAUUUAUUUGACAUGGCAAUCAGCUACGGUUCCAAUGUGAUCCCAAAGGCUGUGGUCUAUUCUUUGUUACUAUUGUUCAUUCAUCCACAACCACUGACUGAAACCAACUCCUUCUUUGAGACGAAUUGUAUGACUGGGGUAACAGUUGGUGUUGCCGUAGGAAGAGCAACAAAUAACAAGUAUUCAGCCAUAUCAAAAGCCGUUCUGGAAUCUGGAGAUGAAAAUACAACUUGGUUCACAUAUCUUUGGGUUUCAGUGUUGAAGCUUGCCUUAGGUUAUUUCCUGGUCAUUCUCACAAGGAUGGUUUGUAAAGCAGUCUUCAUGAGCCUUAUAUCACUUGCCUACAGAGUGGUUGAUAUUGAAUACUUCAGUAGCCGGAAAAUAAAGAACUAUUACUUCCGUACAGCAUACAGCAACUCCUUUAAACUUCCUCCCAUCGAAAAGCAGGGUGUCAAAAAGAGGAUCCACAAAGUGAGAUCUCGAGAUGAAAACAUUCGAUACAAGUGGAACAUUGAGUUCCCUGUCAGGUAUCUGACGUAUGCGUGUAUGGGCUGGAUGUGCGUAUGUGGUACUCCACUACUCUGCCACAGUAUCGGACUGACUGUAUAAAUCAAAUUUAACUUGUAUAUUUUACAUCUGUAGUUCAGGGUUUUAAUACCAGCUUGAGUAAGCUGCAAUAUAGACUGGGAGCAGCGAGGGAAUCUUACUCACAUUUUCCCUAAAUUCGGGGGAACUUAAAUCAAAAUAGGUGGCAASUCCAUGUUAAAUACCCGGAGAGAUUCGCUGACUGGGCACCAGCUUCUAUUGAAAAUCCUGGUAGUUAUGGAAAAGUGAUUUGGGGUUUUAAUUCUAUAUAAAUCACAACCACCUUUUUUACCACGAGCGUCAAUGGGUCUUACAGUUCUUUUCUCCAAGUACAGUAAUAGGCUUUAAAUAUUGAUAUGAGAUAUUUGAUUUAAGGGGCAAGCUAUUAUUUAUCACUGCCUGGGGAUUAAUUCAUUUUUAUUCAAGUUUUAUGUCAGAAUCAUUGCCAUAUGACAAAAUUUGUCAUUCAAUUUACUUUUUGCUAUUUAAAUUUAAAUUUACUUUUUGUACUCAAUUUAAUUCUUUGUCACUUUCAUGCUGAUAUUAUGGUUAUAGUGUCAUGUAAGGUGUCAGUAUUGUGUAGUUCCAGAAAUCAUCCAUACCAACCCCACAGAGGAAUUUGGAAUUUCCGAAGAGUAGGGGGGUCGGAAAAAGAACAAAAAUUACAGAGUUUGUAUGGAAGAAAAUUGGAAUUUCCGGGGGAUAGGGGGGUAUUAAAAAAAUUCCUCCGUGAGGGGGGUAUGGAUAAUGUUUGCAACUACACAUUAAGCUUUUUGUUUUUAACUCGUGGAUACGCAAAGUWAAAGGUCAAGAUAUAGGGAUUAAUUUAAUAUGCAUAAUGCAAUGCUCUUGUCAGUGGGAUGUAAAAGGAGCACAGGGAACCCAAUGUCUGAAAAAUGCAAACAGGAUUCAAAUGGGAUUCAUAAGUUUGCCUUGCGGCAGGUUGAUUUCUUUUCUAUUGGUUUUCCUUUGCAUACCACAAAUACAGUAUACAUUUAUGUAAAUAUCCUAUUAGAUAAAAUUUCAUAUACCUUCACAUACAAAUUCCUUCCCAUUAGAGCUAUUAGUUAAUUAGAGUUGCAUGUAGAAGAAUGUAAAUUAUUGACAAAUAGGGCUUUUGAUAAUCAAAAAAAGUUACCCUGAUCAUCAAACUAUUGAUUUUGUAACAACUUGAUAUCAAUUCUUACRGAAAAGGUGGCUUUAAAUGAAUGCAAAGGCCCCCUCUUGAGGGUGUGACAAGAAAUUUUCAGGGGGGAGGUGCAGAUCCCAUUUUAAGUAAAGCAUUUUUUCAGAUCUCCAAAUUUGAAACUUAAAAAGAAAGGUUGAUUGGAACACCUCCCUUAUCUGACUACACCCUGUAGUAUAUUGCCCUGUUUUACCAACAAUUUAUAGAAGCUCUACAUGUUUAUAAUGAUAAGAUAAUAGAAUAAAAUUCACUUUGAUAGGGCAGAUGUAAYGGUAACAGUAAAAAAAUAGUAAAAUAUAGGAUUAAUUAGAAAUUUAUAAUUGUAAAAUAUUAAUUUUGAAGAUGCUCUGCAAUAAUGAUUAUUGACUCUUAUUUAAACAUGAAGCAUCGUUCUUUAAUUUCUUGCUUUUUACUCUCUGUAAUUAUACCUUUUCAGCUUUCUGUUGUCAAAAAAUUAGCUAUUUUAAAUGAAGACAUUUAUAAAUUAUAUAUUAUUUUAUAUUUCAGAACGUUAAUUUAUUUUAAAUUAAUCUUAAUUUAAUAUAAUUURAUGUAAAAAUUUUGAGUGAUUUUCAUAGGCCAAAUCAUUUGAAUGUAUUGUWUUAUUGUUUUCCCAAUUCAAUGUGUCAUUCCUCUGUGAACAAGAUCCUUUGAUGUAUCCUCUUAACCAUUAUUAGCUACAAGUAACAAUGAUACUCAAGGGAAUGACACAUGGUCUGAAAUGGGAAAUUUUGAUGGUAAAGCUGAAUGAAUCUAUUAAAAUGUCUGAAAAAUUGUUUUAUUGA